This is a messenger RNA of Oenanthe melanoleuca, 1188 nucleotides long. It is a transcript of the gene NUBP1, whose product is annotated as NUBP iron-sulfur cluster assembly factor 1, cytosolic. NCBI's taxonomy places the organism in Eukaryota, Metazoa, Chordata, Aves, Passeriformes, Muscicapidae. Bases 72 to 1037 code for a protein of 321 amino acids. The transcript has 11 exons. Gene Ontology annotation, cellular component: cytosol. Gene Ontology annotation, molecular function: ATP-dependent FeS chaperone activity; 4 iron, 4 sulfur cluster binding; ATP hydrolysis activity. The record is from RefSeq and is a predicted model, not a curated record. Gene Ontology annotation, biological process: iron-sulfur cluster assembly.
UGCGGGCUCAAAGCCCUGUCCGGGGGCGGUGCGGAAGUGACACGGUGUUAUGGCGGAAGUGACGCAACGCUAUGGCGGAGGCGCCGGGCGCACCGGAGGAGUGCCCCGGGACCGGCAGCGCCCAGGCGGGCAGGGCGGCCGCCUGCCAGGGAUGCCCCAACCAGGGGCUGUGCGCGGCCGGCGCGGCCGGGCCGGACCCGGCGGAGGCGGCGGAGCUGCGGGCGCGGCUGCGGGCGGUGCGGCACACGGUGCUGGUGCUGUCCGGCAAGGGCGGCGUGGGCAAGAGCACCUUCAGCGCGCUCCUGGCGCACGGGCUGGCGGCGGACGAGACCAAGCAGGUUGCUCUUCUGGAUAUAGAUAUCUGCGGGCCAUCGAUUCCUAAAAUGAUGGGUCUAGAAGGAGAACAGGUUCAUCAGAGUGGAUCUGGAUGGUCUCCAGUGUAUGUUGAAGAAAACUUAGGUGUUAUGUCAGUGGGGUUCUUGCUUAGUAGUCCUGAUGAUGCUGUCAUCUGGAGAGGACCAAAAAAGAAUGGGCUGAUCAAGCAGUUUCUGCGUGAUGUGGACUGGGGUGAAGUGGAUUACCUGAUCGUGGACACGCCCCCAGGAACAUCAGAUGAGCACCUGUCCAUCGUGCAGUACCUCAGUGCCACCCACAUCGACGGCGCUGUCAUUGUCACCACCCCCCAGGAAGUGUCACUUCAGGAUGUUCGGAAGGAGAUCAACUUCUGCCGCAAGGUGAAGCUGCCCAUCAUCGGUGUGGUAGAGAACAUGAGUGGCUUUGUGUGUCCCAAGUGUAAGAAUGAAUCUCAGAUUUUUCCCCCGACUACUGGUGGUGCAGAGAAGAUGUGCCAGAACUUAAGUGUUUCUCUCCUGGGUAAAGUGCCUCUGGAUCCACAGAUAGGAAAGAGUUGUGACAGAGGCCAGUCUUUCUUGGCCGAAGCACCCGAGUCUCCAGCUACAUUGUCUUACAGGAAGAUCAUUCAAAGAAUUCAGGAAUACUGUGAACAACACCAUUUGCAAGAAGAAAAGAUAAUGUAAUCUGUAAACGGAACAAAAAUGUAGUUCAUUUUUGUUCAUUCAUAAUUACAGAAAAGCAACGUACGCCUUGAUUUAUUAAAGGAAUGCAUUCUUUUUGUAUAUUGCAAAUAAAUUCUUAAUAUAAAGGCCUUUGUUUUUUCCAAAAGUUCAA